CCGCCAUGGGACAGAUUGCCUGUUCAACGCAUCUGGCCAAGUCUCGCCGAUCACUCGAAUGGAACGGAAACAGCAAGAUUAUCGUUUUGUCGCCAAGAAGUCGGUCUAUCCAAAAUACGUGAACUGUCAUUAUCGCCCAUUAUAUUUGAAUGAUGCAGAAAAAUGUCGCCAAAUAGAUGUGGAUUAUACUGUAGAGAAAUUGCGACAACUCAUGUCGGAUCCUGUCACCAACGAUCAUGUUGAGCGGAUAUCACGACUUUUAUCUGAUUACUUGCAUGAAAUCGGCGACGACGGUUACCCAGUCAAACACCUGCCAUUCAUAAUGAAGAUAUUAGAAUUUCUAGCCUGGAAGAGCAGAGAAAUUAAUGACUAUCGGAAGCAUUUGAAUAGGAUGUUGCAGUUAUGCAGUAAACCGCCUUUGCUGAAACAAGCUUCCGAGAGUCUCACUAGUUCCGUCAUAAUAGAGCACUAUUUUACAUUUCUCGGUUACCUUCUAACAAUUUUGCCCAAUGAAGAAGACGUUGAACGGAUCCACGAGGCUCUUGAUUGUUUAUUAAUUAGGCAGACGAAACCGAUGAACAUUGCGGCAGUGAAAUUAGAUUUUCGUCGUCGAGCCAUGGAGAAUUCUAGAUUGCCGAUUAUCAUCAUUGAACUACUGGAGGCUGCUAUGCCAAAAAUAUAUCCGAAGAUCUUGAAACUGGCUUAUAUGGUCGCCUCGAUCUCAAAUCAAUGUUGUCACAGAAUGCUGCAGGCCAGGAUACUGAACACCUUGUUAACCAGGAUGGAUCUUCCUUACGCGACGGAACUGCGCUGCACUGCACCGCUGGACAUACCCCUUGAGGGAGAGGAAUAUCCGUGGGACAUCAUGCUUUUGAUAAUGAAACUCUUGUGGAGCCUCAUGAGAUCGGUGUUAUCUUUGAAAACGCUACCAGAACACCUGAAGGACCUCCCAUCGCCCAAGCGAUGCGCCAUGUGGUAUCAUUUGAUAGCACGGUUUAAUCAAUUAGCAAUUAAAAAUUUAACGACAAUUCUGACGCAGUACAGGGGCUUAAGGUAUUCCUUCAAGCGACAGAUACUUCGUGGUCAAUACUGUGCCGUAAAUUUGAGGAUCAGGAACGACAUCGCCGCAUUGAUCUUCGCUGGAAUAGUGGCUUUACCAUCGUGGGAUCUUAUCAGUAGUGGUAUCGCGGAAGAUAUCGUCAAUCUUUUAUCUGCAAUUGAAUCUGGCUCUACUAAAAUAUGGGCAGAAAAUGUUAAGUUCUCCGACAGUAAUGAGGACCUCUUCUUCAAAAAGAUCCUACUGAUGAUCAUCGCUUACCUCGCAGAUAUCGACAUUUACAUCUUCAUGAUGGACAAAGCGAUGAUUAUGCCAGUUAUUCUUCGAAUCAUUAAAUUCUGCAUGAACAAUAAAGAAGAUAAAGAAUCUUCAUCGCUAAUUCUUUUGGAGUAUGCAAUGCAUAUUUUAUCACUGUUAGCUCCACGAAUAGAAACGGAAUUUGUGAAGCGCAAAGGCACUUUUAUAUUACUGGUGAUACUCAAGCAAAUUUUGAACGUGGAAUUCGACGAGUAUCUUGCGAUGAUUUUUACAAGAUCCGUUUGCUCGAUUAUUCUGCAAGACAAUGUUUUUCUUCUGGAGGAUUUCCAAAAACAGGGAAUGAUACCGUUAUUAAUUAAAUUAUUCAGCAAUAUAAUGAGUUUAGAUAAGCUUACGAUGAGGAGGCAACGAAUUCUAACAUUGCUAUUGAUCUCCCUAGAAGGGCUUAUGAAAAAACAAAUGUUUGUUCAACAGAUGUGCGCACAACAAAACGUCGAGCUUAUUUUACAAUUAUUCGCAAAGUAUCUACAUCAAAGAAAUGAGGAUUUUCAAGUAGAUCAGCGACUGUUGCUAGCAAUAGGCGUUUACGUUUGGAAAUGCAUAGUGCAAUGUCCUGAGGAUCUUCAAAUUUUCUUGAACGGCGGUGGAUUGUACUCUAUGUUGGACAUCAUUGAGGUCGCGAGCUACCCUGUAAGAUGUUUGUAUCUCGCUGCACUGACUGAUAUAUGUGAUAACACCUUUUGCGGACCAUGUUUCUGCACCUGGAGAGGCGUUGAUAAGAAGACAGGUCUGAUAUCUUUAUUCAUGAGUAUUUGGCGAGAAGAGGAAGACAGGAUCGGCAUCAAAAGAAACGCCGAUGGUUCCAUAGCAGAUCCUGAAUUUCCUCAGAUGGGCAUCAAGCAGUGGAUAGACACCUAUCGUUUCCAGCUUACAGAAAACGUUAGUCCCACUAUAACUGACAUGAUGGGUUCGGUGCGAUCGAAAAUCUUUAGUAUUUUGAAAAUAAUUGAGAGAGACACCGAAAAAUACAACAUCGCUAAGAAUCAUUAUAAGAUUCUACUUGAGGAAUUACCAACGAAAGAUCACGUAACACUAUGUUGCGCUGACAUGUAUCUACAAUUGAAACUCGGUCAAAUGUGGAAGGAGCUUAGCAGAUAUUUAGAGCAGACCAACAUCAUCCCAUUGAGCGUGGACGCGCAUCUGAUCGCUCACAUGAUCCAAUGGCAUCAUUCAUGGAGAAUUUCAAUCCAGGACCGUCAGAAAAUGUUGAUUGCAAUAGCCACGAGAGCAGACGAGAUUUUAGAGAAAGACGAGCUCGCGAGGAUACGCGAUUCCAAGUUGGCGCCGACCCUGGAAGCGUUGGACGAUGUAGAUCGUAUCCGUCGUACGACUGACAGAUCAUACAUGUUACGGAAGAAAGCUCAACAGAGGCAACAAGUGCACGCGACCCUGUCAUUCCCACGCGAUGCUGACUUCAAGCAAUGCCAUCGAACGUUUUCGGAUAAGACGAACGUCACGGCAAUUUUUGGACAACAUCACUUGAUCGACAUUCCGUAUUUAAAGAAUUUUCGGAACAAUUUCACAGGGAUAUCUUCAAUAUCACUCCCCGAUGCUUGUAAUAAAGUUUUAUCUUCGCUCGAAGUUGCUUCCAAUUCCUUAUUCUAUAAACGCCGGUUCACGAACAAUUACAUGAUCGAAAGCCUCAAUCGGUAA
Messenger RNA from Acromyrmex echinatior (Panamanian leafcutter ant), 3028 nucleotides. Its product is annotated as cilia- and flagella-associated protein 69. Gene Ontology annotation, cellular component: non-motile cilium; sperm midpiece. Gene Ontology annotation, biological process: positive regulation of flagellated sperm motility. NCBI's taxonomy places the organism in Eukaryota, Metazoa, Arthropoda, Insecta, Hymenoptera, Formicidae. The record is from RefSeq and is a predicted model, not a curated record.